CGUUCUACGAAAUGCGACGCGGGCGGAAUGGACAUUAUCAGGUUUCCCUUUACUUCGUACUCUUUGCAGUACGUUAACUAACGUCCUUAGACAAAUUUGUCGAUAUAUCCAACUUAUACAUGGCAAUAUUGUAAUAAUAAUUACGCAGUUGUAAAGGAGAAACAAUUGCAGAAGCGUGAUAUUCGUUUGAUAUUACACUCGAAAUGUCGACAGAUCACAAAGGUGGAAAAGGUUACACUCCUUUACCGCAGAGUAUAAGCAAUACCGAUACCGAGGAUGAAGAAGAACGUUUAACUCGACCUAAUCAUAUUACUUAUCAGAUCGACAAUACUGCGACAAUAGCUGAAUUACAUUCAGGUCAUGAAAAUGGCAUGUUUUGUCCAUUGGAUGAAACACAAAAUCUAGGAAAUAGCACAAGAAGUAGACAAAACACAAUUAAAUGUUAUCAGGAUGAUAUACCGGUAAUGAUAAUUGAAGAAAGUGAACAGAAUGAUUUUUGGAAAAGAAGAGAUAUGUCACCAAUAAGGCGGUUCUGCCUAUUUGCGUCUAUACUAUUAUGCAUUGUUACAAUAGUUAUUUUUUUGUAUGUAUUACCUUGUGACAGUUCAAUGAUUUGUCCACCAAUUAUUGAAUCACAAUCAUCUAUAUCAUGGGAUAAAACUCUACAAGAUGUUGAAAUACAUGGGCCUAUUACUACAGUACCUGGAUCUCCAUACAAUCUGAUAUUUCUUCUACGUGGCGAACAAUACAGAGAAAAUGAUACAAAGAAUACAAUGAUACAAAGACAAAUACCUCCAGAAGGAGGAGGAGUUAUAUCAAUGCAAGGGAAUAGUGGGUUGCCACUAUGGUUGGUUCCAUUAAAAAAAUCACCUCUUAUUAUAGAUUGUGCUAGUAUUGAUAUUGAUCAAUCUGGGAAACCUGAUUGCAUUGUCGCUGGUGAACAAGGCCUGCUUGUUAGUAUAGAACCAAUUGCUGGAACGAUUCAUUGGAGUGCCACAACUCAUACAUUUCCCAAAUUACCAAUUAUUCUACCAGAUAUUAAUGCAGAUAAUGUUGAAGAUUUAUUAAGUGUAGCAGUAGAUGAUGCAAAUGUAUUGUACCUUGCUUUUCUAUCUGGCAAGACUGGUCAAUUAUUGAAACAAUAUUCAGUCGAUAAUUGCACUUCUAUUGAUAUAUAUAAUCUUGUCUCUAACAACCAGAUACUUUAUAAUUGUUAUGAUGGCAAUGGAAAACCUGUGUCGAGAGCCAUGACUUUGAAACUUUUAUUCCAUAAUGUAAAAAUGCAAGAAAUAUAUAGAAAAAAAUUUAUAGCAGAAUUAAAAUCAGCACGAUUGUUUGAGAUAGUAAAACAAUAUGAUAAGAAAUAUAGUUGGAAGCCUACACCUUAUCACCAUUUGACUAUAGAAAACGAAGGAGUAUGUCCAGGCCAACUUUGCCGCGCUAGUGUAAAUUUAACACUGCAAAAAUUGACAAACGAAUCGAUAAUCAUUUGGGAUCACGUGAGUUCGAACGCGUUUGCAUCAAAGCCAGUAUUUUUAAUGACUUUGGGUAAACCUUAUACUUUCGGAUUUACCAUUAAAUUUUGGCAAUGGAUAGAUUUAUUAUCUGACCACACAGAAAAAGCGACUGUUACAGAGCAAAGGCUUGUAGAAAGAGUCCUAAUAGUUCUUGUAAACUACACAGAUGUUCAAGCUAUUAAUGCUAGUCAAAGUGAUGUAACACUAAUGUGCCAUGGAUUUGAUUGUCAACCAAAUUUAAAUUCACGAAAUCAAUUUAGCUCUAUUUCAAUCGAAUACAUCAAUAACAAUGAAUUUCCGGAAUUAAUAAGCUAUUGGUCUUCAUACAAUGUAGAUUCAACGAAAGGAUUGACAUCGAAAAUACAAGUUAUAAAAAUGGAUUCACUAAUGUCUAAUUUAAUACAUGAAGAUGUUUAGAAUUUUAUCAGAUGACUUUCAAUCAUUAUAUCGCGUUCUGUAAUAUAUUCGCAUUUUGUUGUUGAAUAAUUUAUAAUUUUACUAUUACAGCAUGCAGUAAUCCCUGUUAAAAUAUUUUU
Messenger RNA from Camponotus floridanus (Florida carpenter ant), 2053 nucleotides. RefSeq lists its product as uncharacterized. The transcript is spliced from 4 exons. NCBI's taxonomy places the organism in Eukaryota, Metazoa, Arthropoda, Insecta, Hymenoptera, Formicidae. The record is from RefSeq and is a predicted model, not a curated record. Bases 204 to 1934 code for a protein of 576 amino acids.